Molecule: messenger RNA, 5831 nt
Organism: Nymphalis io (European peacock)
Lineage: Eukaryota; Metazoa; Arthropoda; Insecta; Lepidoptera; Nymphalidae
Gene: ZnT63C
Product: zinc transporter 1
Exons: 10
Coding region: 489-1841 (450 amino acids)
Biological process (GO): detoxification of zinc ion; zinc ion transmembrane transport; intracellular zinc ion homeostasis
Cellular component (GO): membrane
Molecular function (GO): zinc ion transmembrane transporter activity
Source: RefSeq, a predicted model, not a curated record
UUGAGUUUGACAGUUAUAUUCAGACGGACCAUCGUUUAGGCACCGAUUGAUCUCAAACGAGAGUGGAAUUUUAAAAUUCUUAUUAAAACAAAGAAGUGAAUUAGUAUUCGUCCUUGCCAAUAAGAAAAGCGAUUCAGUGUGGCUUUAGUAACAAAUUGAAUAGUUGUUAAAUUCUUGUAUUACGACUUCUUAGCCUUUCCGUGAAACCUUUUCUAACAUUGUUUUACGGUAUACACCACCAAAGUACACGAAAAGAAGGGAUUUGUUUUGAAAUCAUACACGGGUAUUAAAUGUUUAUCAGUUUAUAUAGCAAGGGUGUUCUAUGUUUUGCGUAGAUGUUGCGUUGAAUCGAUAUUGUAUAGUGAUACAUAUUGUUGUCAAAUGAGUACGCAUAUUUUGUGAUCUAUUGACACCCAAAAACCUAAUGGGUUCGACUUUCUGAUAUUUAGCAUCUAUCUUCGACAGUUUAUUUAAAUAAGCAAAAUAAAAUGGGCAAGUUCUCGGGGAAGAAAUGUCGGCUGCUAUCCAUGUUAUGGCUAACAGGCACAUUCUUUGUUGUGGAAUUGAUAGUUGGCUAUGUGACCAAUUCUAUGGCCCUUGUAGCCGACUCCUUUCACAUGCUGAGUGACGUUGCCGCACUUGUAAUUGCAUUCUUAUCAGUUAAGAUGUCACCAAAGAAAUGGUCAAAGAAUACAUUCGGAUGGGCGCGGGCAGAAGUUCUGGGAGCGUUAGUGAAUGCGGUCUUCCUCGUGGCGUUGUGCUUUAGUAUAACAGUUGAGGCCGUCCAGAGGUUCAUUAAGAUAGAGACGAUACACAACGCGAAACUGCUGGUGGCCGUCGGUACCCUCGGAUUGAUACUGAACAUCGUUGGAUUGUUUUUAUUCCACGAACAUGGUAGCAGUCACGGUCACACACACGGAGGUGUUCCACCACCAGCAAAUGUCCGGCAUCUCACGGAGUUAGUGAACAGUAACGCAGAUAUGGCGUUAGGCCACGCUGCCACUGACACGGAAGAAACCGAUGAGAUGGUACCACCAAAGAUAGAUAAGAUGCCGAGCAAGCAAGCACCGCGGCCGACCUCUGAUCCAGGACAUUUGAACAUGAAGGGUGUUUUUCUGCACGUCCUUUCCGACGCAUUAGGUUCGCUGAUAGUAGUUAGCUCGGCGCUUGUGGUGUGGCUCACUAACUGGGAGUACAAGUACUACAUCGAUCCGGCUCUCAGUAUAGUUCUAGUCAUAUUGAUACUUGCCUCCGUGUGGCCCCUCCUGAGGGAAUCCGCCCUCAUCCUCUUGCAGACUGUCCCGACGCACAUACAGGUUGACGCGAUACAAAGACGUCUCCUAGAGAAGGUGGAUGGCGUGCUAGCAGUCCACGAGUUCCACGUGUGGCAGCUCGCCGGUGACAGGAUCAUUGCGAGUGCUCAUAUUAGGUGUAGAAAUUUAUCGGAGUACAUGAAGAUAGCGGAAAAAGUUAAGGAAUUCUUUCACAACGAAGGGAUACACUCGACGACCAUACAGCCGGAAUUCGUGGAACUGCCUCUAGACGGCAAUGAGGUAAUGAGCGGCGCGUCUGCAGAAGCCCCGUGCGCACUACACUGUCCGCCGAACGACCUCUGUCACAACGCGACGUGCUGCGGACCCAACCAGCAGAAACAGAGCACACCGUCUCCAGCGGUCACCCCUUAUUUAUGCAGACAAAGGAACAUGGGCUCGCGAACGGAGUCCGUUAGUUCGAACAUCGGAACUGGCGGUCAAGGAAAUGCCACCACGAGGAAUCUGGAUGCGUUAGAGUGCGGGUCCCUUCUCCCAUCUCCGAUGCUAGACGGGCGUCUGGCUGUGUGACAUGCAGCCGCAUAGUGCCCCCACAACACAUUACACAUUAGCUGUGCAAUUCAAACCUAUACAAAUAAAAUCACUCACAUAAAUAGUUAAUUAUUUUUAAUGAAUGAAAUGAAUGAAACACAUGUUGGCAACGAGUGAAAAAUUUAAAAUAAUUUUCAUUAAAAAUAUAUAUAUUUAUACGUAUGAUUGUGUAAUAAUAUUUGUUUUUAAUUUAUGUGAAAAAUGUUUAUACCUUACAGAUAAUUUCAACUUUGGUAUUCUGAUAUUACAUAUAAAAACUCCUAAUUGAGGACUGCUUUAACAUACUAUAAAAUAAUUGAUAAAUGAAAAAUGAAACGUCCAUAAGUGAAUCUUUCUUUUUUUGAUCGUGAAAUAUAGACCUAAAUUUUUAAAAUGACGGAAUUUUGGACAAAUGUACAAAAUUUUCAUCCUUCGAGCCUCCAGCACAAAUAGUAUUAACUAACAUUUAAAAUACAUAAUAAUUGUUUUCUUAGUAUCAAAAUUACUUACGCGUGGUCUUACUAUUUUUCUCUUUUUCGUUCCGAAAUAUCCUUAUGGACUUUCAUUCUUUAUUAGAAUCAUUUUACUAAAUUAAGAUUUCAAAAAAAAAAAAACAAUGUGUUCGUAGACAUAAGCAUUUCACGUCUGUGUGUUAGGUAAUGUACCAAAUCAUGAAGUUGGUUCUAUAUUUAAAAAAAAAAUCCUUUUACGGUAAUAGUGAUGAAUUGUGUUAAUAUAAUUUAUAGUCUACAAGACAAGUAUGUCAGGGUUGAUAGCUUAUAAGCGAUAUAUUAUAAACGAUUAGGCAUAGUUUAAGCGAAUCACACUUGAUGCUUUAUUUUUCUUCUUUUUUCUUUUUUCUAUACAGCCUAAUCCUUUAUAUUAUUACGCCUAGUAAAUACAAAUACUAUAAAAACUUAUCUGUCCUGUUUUCUGUUUUUAAUUUACAAAAUAUAAUUUUAAUUAAAAAAUAGUACAAAAGUACAAUUAACAUGUUUCCUUUUUUAAAUAUGCAUGUAAUAUGUAUAUAAUCUGAUUUAAUGUUACACAAUAUACAAUCUAUUCUUAUGUUUAAUAUAAGCCUUUGCACUUUAUAAACUGGCAUUAGGUUUCGUAGUGAUAAAUAAGGGAUUUUUUGUACAAAAGCAUAAAAGAAAAAUCGACGUCCAAGAAAUCACAGGUAUGUGAUUAUAGGCAUAUAUACAUCACAUACCUAUGCCUAUCAAAACACGAUAAACGAAAAAAAAAAAUCGAACACAAUAUUUAACAUGACGUUCGUUUACACGUUUUAAUUACGUUCGCGUUAUUUGAAUCCAAGGACAAAAGUCAUUGACCUGACAUGAAUUCAGUUCCCAAUGUGCGUCUUGACACAUUGAUAUGAUUAUAUCUUAUCUAACGUGAUCUAUUCACGAGCGUCGUCGACUUUAAACAAUCAAUGUAAUAACUUAUUUGCAGUAUUAUUAGGCCGAACGAUGAAACAUAUUUAAAAAAAGAAUGUAUCGUGUUGAUUUUUUUUCAAGUAGGCGUGAGUCGUGACCAAGUCGAAAUAAGAAAUAUUAUUGAAAAUUAUUCGAAUUGUUUUGGCACCGAUUUAAAUGAAAAGAAAGAAGUAAAUACAUGCUGUAUUGUUGUACAAGCUACUUAGUGUCGUAAUAAAUACGAAAAAACGUACCGUACGAUAUAACAUUGGCCCUGAGAUUUUUUUUUUUUUUUAAUAUUCGGUGUAGAUUGGUCUAUCGCGCCCACUAUACAUCCAUCUGUAUUUUACAAUGUUUUAUGUUAUUUUAAAUUUUUUAGGGAGUUAAAAUUAGCAUGGAAACUAAAUAAUACGUAUAAGCUAAAAAGUAAAGCAAAUUCUAAAUAUUUAAUAUGAUGCUAAACUAUUAAUAUGAAUUAAAUGAUAAAUUAUUAACUGUCAUUCAAUAUACAUAAUUGUUUAAUGCAUACACCAAAUACAAUCUACCUUCACGAUCGAGCAAUAAUUUAGCAAUUUAUAGUAUAAAUAAUUUAAUAACAAACAGCCAAAAUAUUUGAAUAGUACUACUCCUACGGUUUAAAUGUAAAUCUUUGUUCGUAUUUAAACACUAUAUUGAUGUGUCGUCAUCGUAAUUUAAGCAAAAUCAUUUAUUAAAUCAACUCUUAAGUUUUCUAUAAGCAUUAUGAAUAAUACUGGCUACCGAUAAAUAUGUUUAACAAAAAGUUUUAGUUUAUUUAAAAUAACCACGCGUAUAUAGAGCGGAUCGAGCUUUGUAUUAUAUAAACCUUAGGAAUAGCAAUCACACCAAAUAUAGUGUGCAUUUUUAUAUGAAAAUAAUAUUUCUUUAUUCACAUUGAAAAAAACUCACCGUGAUAUAGCAUUACAUUUUUCUUACUUAAAAUUGUGAUGGCGAUUCCUAGAUUUAAGUAGCAAUGGAUGACUAGAGUUUUUGUGUAUCAGUUUGAGGUAUGUGCGGGUAAUUUUGAAUUAGAUUAUCACAAAUUAAAUGCACGAAGUGUUGUAAUUUAAGCCACAAAGGUUUAGAAAUUUCUAAAUACUGCUGACUGAAUAAGUCUAAGGCGGGUAAAAAUUAAUGACAAUUAUAUACGAUUCAAAAUUCGAUCGUAUGCAUUUUGUGAUGUCAAAAAAACAUGAAGACGGACUUUAUUAUUUUUUUCUUUACGCAGCACAAACUUGAUCGUGCCUGCCUAAUAUUGUUUCAAUAUUUUUUUAUUUGUGUUUGUACGACGCAUGUGUUGCAUGUACGAUUUUUGCCUUUAUUUAACUCUUGCAAUUAUUAGUGGGCAUUUUUAUCUUUCAUAGUAGCUUAUAUAUUUAUAAAAUUAUACUAGGAAACAACAUUAUUAUUUUUAUCACACUUCUUAAGUUAAUUUGUGAUUCAGUCGAAAUAAUUAUUAUUAUAACAGUGAUAAUGUUAUUUUUAUUUGACUGUAUUUCUCUGAAGGUAACCCGUAGAGGCUCUUAGGUCUUCUUUAUUUGUUGCAAAAGCAAUAUCUUAGAAAUAUAAAUUGUUUGGAAUUAUUUAAUAAAUAGUAUAUUUAUUAUUGAAAAUAUAUUUAAAACAUAAUUUAAAAGUGGCUUACUAAUUAUAAAUUAAUAAAAAUGUAAUACGCUAGAAAAUGUUAAACCACAUUUGUACCUCUUGAUAAUAUUUUUUGUUUUUAAUAAAUUGCACAACUGUACGUGUGUUCGGCUAUUGUAAUAAACAAAUGAAUUUUGAAAUAAUCAACAAAGAAAUAAUUAAUAAAAUGUCAAUAUAUUUUAUACUUUUAUCAAAUUGAAAUAAGAAUCGCUUUAUUUAUAAGAAUUUUGUUAAUUAUAAUAUUUGGUAUUACGUUUUGGACUUGUGUAAAAGGAAAGAAUCGUUUUCCUUUAACAAAAAAAUAAUUUCUUAACAAAAUUUCCAUCCAAUUUGUCUAAAGAUGAUUUAAAAGCAAUGUCUUAUUAAAUUAGAUUGUUAGAGUUAUUAAGGUUAUUAGAUGUUACAUAUUAAUAAAUAGCUGUAAUACUUAUUAAUAUGUACAAUAAAUUAUUAUUACUACUGACUAAUGACUAAUUGUCAUUGCUCAAUAUAUAAAGUGUACCUUCGUUUGUAUUUAUGUACAAAUUGUAAAUUAUUGUACAUACAGGCACAGCCUUUAUGUAAUUAAAGUAUUAUUUUCACCUGUUUAAUGAAUUUAAUAUUCAUUGAUUAUCAUUUAAAUAUAUUAUGCGACAUGACAUUUGUUGUUCCAUAGACAAAUAUUGACAUUUUGUUGGCUAUUAAUAAACUAUUUGGAAUAUGAAAUUUAAGAUUAUUUCUUUUUGAAUGUAAAGUAUUUUAUGGUUUCGUAAGUGGAAAUAUAUCAUUGUUUUAAAUAUUAAACGGGUGAAUAUAUUGCGUUAUUUAUAAUAAAAUAUUAUGAUAAUAUGAUGAGAUGUUGAUCUUGGCUUGAAUGUUAGUGCAACGUGAAAAUGUUUUCACAGUUAAUAAAAAUAUAUAAUAAAAAAAA